AUGCCAAAAGGCAAAGCCAAGAAGCGUAACCUACGACCGUACCACGGCUCUGCAGAGCCGUAUGAGACUCACCAAGGCUCAUCACACAGACGUGGCGGUACGCACAAAGUACGCGAUGAAAACAAGACUGACUCCGUCUACGACAACUUGAACUACAAAGAGCUAGUCGAAACAGCAAAGGAGCGCAGUAUCUACCGCAAGGAUAUGAAGAAGGUUGAGAUGGCUUGGGCCCUGAAGCACGACGACGAGAACAAAAAGCGUGCUGAACAGGACGCACGUGUUGCGCGGCAAAGGAAGUUGGAGGAGGCGAAGAAGGAAGAGGAGAGAAAGGCUGCAGAGAAGAAGGCACAGCUCAUUGCUAAGCAAAAGAAAAGAAGAGAGAAAGAGGAGAGGAGAGAGCGUGACGAAAGCGUCAGUGACGACACUGUGAGUGAUCCCGACACUGAAGACGGUGAAAAUGCAGGAGACGAGUAUAAUCGCGAGAGAUUCGGAGAGGCGCUCAGUGAGGAGUCAUGGGACAGCAGCUCUUCAGAGUCAAGUGCUGCAUCCGUAAACCAGAUCUACGAGCCUGGAUGCAGACUUCGCCUUUUUGAAUGGCCAAACCAAACCAUGCCGUCCGUCAAACCUGGAGGUUGGGAUUACAAAAGAUGGUGUCCGCUGCCCCUGCCCUGUCCUGUACCGUAUGCACCUUUAAAGAUCACUACGAUGUAUAGCAAGCAAAAGCUCGUGUUGCCAGGAGCGAAGUAUCCACCAAGCGUCACCCCAGACUUCGUUCCCAUUCUCAACCCCUUGGUCCGAUCCGGGGCGCGUAACGGUCAUCUUCUUGGCUCGCUCCGCAAAGCCAUUAUCGAAAGAGGGACUGAUUGGGCUCAACGCACGCUCAUUCAGGGCUGCAAUGGACAUAUGUACUUCCACCUCGGCUCCAGGAACGAAACGAAAAUCCUAGCCGAUACAUACAACAAGUGGUAUCUCGAAAACAGGAAGCUGCUGCGCGUCAAAGGGAAAGGCAAUGGCGAUCCUAGUGAUCGCGCUGCACGCCAUGCGCAACGGCAGAGGAAUAAGGCGAAGAUGACGGCGGAGGUGUAUGAGGCGUCGCAGUACAGACCGUUGGCUAUGUGCUAUGUGCCUGCGUACCUGGAGUAUGGUGAGCUGGUUCGAGAUGGGAUGGGGAGGAAGAGUCUGGAGAAUUUGUUCUUCUGGAAAGAGAAGGGCACUAUGGGCAUGGAAGAGAACGGGAAGAAAGGGGAAGGAUCGAGAAGAAGUCGGCCUGCUGGAACGCAGUUGGUGCGCGUCCGCAAGUCAUCGAUUGACCUUCCACCAUCUCCGCCUUUCUCGAAUCCAACAACCAUCACCGAAACCAUCGCACUGGUCGAACACCAAAUCUACCGCGACGGCCUUUCCGGAACCCUCGCCCGCUACAAACAGAAGUGGGCUGCAAAUGGGAAACAACGUGCCUGGCAGACCUUCGCCGCAGCAUUACCAAAGCUAUGGCCUAGCGGCGAGAUACCAAGCGUGCCACCCGUACAUAGCGAACCGGGCGUGAAGCUGUCGGUGAAGUUAGCUACUAUCGAUUGCAUGAAGGAAUAUGGCGAAACGCCGUUUAGUCCGUUGAAUGGGACUGAGGCGUGGACGAGAGAUGAUGGUAGGGUUUGGGAUGUUGUUGAGGUUGAUGUCGAGGAAGAGCUCGUGCCACCUGUCGCUUCGACCGAAGAAGACGACGAGAAAGACAGCGCUGAGGGUGAGGAUGGAGAAGAAGAGACUAGUGGUUCUAUGGAAGACGAUGGCAACGAUGCAGACGAUGAGGCGUUGUAUCGCCGUGAUAGCGUGGUGUCUGUUAUGGGCUUUACCAUGUCAGAUUCAGUUGUGGCAUGGCUGGAACGUGUCGAGGAUGAUUUUACAGUGUCGCCUACGCUAAGCGAACCGCUUGAUAAAGAGACAGAGCUACGAGA
Alternaria ethzedia is the source of this 1949-nucleotide messenger RNA. RefSeq lists its product as uncharacterized. Lineage: Eukaryota; Fungi; Ascomycota; Dothideomycetes; Pleosporales; Pleosporaceae. The transcript is spliced from 2 exons. The record is from RefSeq and is a predicted model, not a curated record. The annotation marks the transcript as partial.